GGUACUUAAAGCUUCUCUGUUCACUGUAAUGAAAUGUGAUGACUUAUUGUUCUUUCUUAUGCUGCUUUUGAAAAGCUUUCGGUUACACAUAGUUGAUCUUGACCCUUCCUCGGUCACAACUGGAGGCUGGCUUGAAGAUACUUCAUUGGUUGAGAAGUAUACUAUCUCAGAAGAGGACUAUGCUAAACGAACUGACAGUUAUAGGAAAUUUAAAGAAAAAAGAGUGGCUCAGAAUCCGGCUGCUUCCGAGGUUAAGACAAAGGAGGAGGACUUCAUGGAAGAUCUCUGUGCAAAUAUCAAGGUGGGAGAUAGAUGCCAAGUUGAGCCAGGGGAGAAAAGAGGAGUGGUCAAGUACGUUGGACGAGCAGAGUCGUUGGGUCCUGGCUAUUGGGUUGGGAUCCAGUAUGAUGAACCCCUUGGCAAACACGAUGGCAUGGUGAAAGGAACAAGGUUAUUUGAAUGCCCUCAGCUUCAUGGUGGUGUGGUCCGGCCUGACAAAGUAAAGGUUGGUGAUUAUCCAGAAAGGGACCCCUUCGAGGAAGAUGAAAUAUAAGCUUUUCAAACCAGCGAAAGGAGUUUGAAAGAUUUGCUUUUUGUACCUCUUGUUUCGGUUUUCAAAAGAGUUUGUGAAACACUCAAUGCAACAACACUUAAAAAUGUAUUUUAACUUUGAUGAAGAAUAAUAAACUACUAAAAGAUUCUUAUAUCC
Messenger RNA from Brassica rapa (field mustard), 709 nucleotides. RefSeq names its product tubulin-folding cofactor B. The record is from RefSeq and is a predicted model, not a curated record. Gene Ontology annotation, cellular component: microtubule plus-end; nucleus; cytoplasm. NCBI's taxonomy places the organism in Eukaryota, Viridiplantae, Streptophyta, Magnoliopsida, Brassicales, Brassicaceae. Gene Ontology annotation, molecular function: microtubule plus-end binding. Gene Ontology annotation, biological process: cytoplasmic microtubule organization.